UUGGCUUCCCUGCCUUACCCCAGAGAUUCGGUGUAAUUUAACACCCCCUCCCUCCACUGCCAAAUAGUGUCCGCUGACCGUGACACUGAGCAUGCGCGGCCAUUGGACGGCCGGGAUUCCCGGGAACUGCACCUGCGCAUCGCCGUCUGGCCGAAAGCUGACCGCUUGCCGCAUGCGCAGCUGUUGGCGUAGGGACUGCGCCUGCGCAGGAGUCGUAGUAGCCUGAACCCCUGUAAAAUAGUGAGUUCAAUGGGACCUGCUGCUGGGGUGGGAGUGGAGGUAAAAGCUUUUGAUGUCGGUAGCAGAGGGUUUCUUUCCAAACCGUCCCUUAAACUUAUCAUACUUUCUGUGCCCCCUCCAUCUCUGUCUGUCCCAACCCCACCUUUGCUCUCCUCCCUCCUUCAAAUUUGACCCUGCAAAAUGUUUUUCUUUUAUGACAUCUGACUUGUGUAGCGUUACAAUUUUUUUUGCAUCUGUACUGCGUUUGAAUAGGGAUGUUGGAUAUACCUAGUUUGUUUAAAGUGCACUACACAUUAUGACAGCUUUGUUUAUUUUUACAAAGGAAUUAAGCGAUGGAAGCAUUGUUCACCUUUCAAGACAUACUUUCUCUGUACGCCCAUUUAGUUUGCUGAUUAAAUGUUUUUCAUAAUUUGAAGCAUAUAAAUUUUCUGUAGUAAUUAGAUUAGAAAUGAUGGAAGAACUGCACAGUCUUGAUCCAAGGCGGCAGGAGCUCCUUGAGGCAAGGUUUACUGGGAUGGGAGUCACCAAGAUGCCAGUCAACGAGUCAUCCAAUCAGAGCUUGUGUAGCUUGGGAUCGCUAAGUGACAAGGAAUCAGAGACACCAGAGAAGAAACAAAAUGAUCAACGUGGAAGGAAGAGAAAGGCAGAUUCUUACAAUGAUGCCAAUCAAGGCAAAGGCAAUCCAAGGGGACAUAAAAUUAGUGAUUACUUCGAGUUUGCUGGUGGGAAUGUCACAGGCACAAGUCCAGGCCGGAGUGUGCCACCUGUAGCUCGCUCAUCGCCACAACAUUCCUUGUCAUAUUCGUCACCUUCUGUUCAGCAUGGCAGUCCGUCAUCAGUGGGGUCAGCCAACACCGAGCAUUCCUGUAAUUCACAAAAGAUAAUUAAUGUACAACAUAAGCAGUCGCAGACAGACUUCACACUGGAAAAGCUCACUGCCUUGGAAAGCAACAAAAAUUCUGACCUGGAAAAAAAGGAAGGCCGGAUCGAUGAUUUACUCCGGGCAAAUUGUGACUUAAGAAGACAAAUAGAUGAACAACAGAAAAUGCUUGAAAGAUACAAAGAACGGUUAAAUAAGUGUGUGACAAUGAGUAAAAAACUGCUAAUAGAAAAGUCUAAACAAGAGAAGCUUGCCUGUCGAGACAAAAGUAUGCAGGACCGACUGCGACUAGGUCACUUCACUACAGUCCGGCACGGAGCUUCCUUCACUGAGCAAUGGACAGAUGGUUAUGCGUUUCAGAAUCUUAUUAAACAGCAAGAGCGAAUAAAUGCACAGCGUGAGGAAAUUGAGCGACAGAGGAAGCUUCUAGCAAAACGAAAGCCUGCAGCCAUGUGUCAGAUGCCACCUACAAGUACUGAACAGAAACAGAGGAAAAACAAAGCAAAUGGAGCGGAAAAUGAAACGUUAACUUUAGCAGAAUAUCAUGAACAAGAAGAAAUCUUCAAACUAAGAUUAGGACAUUUAAAAAAGGAAGAGGCAGAGAUACAGGCAGAGCUAGAGCGAUUAGAAAGAGUGCGGAAUUUACACAUUAGAGAACUGAAAAGGAUACACAACGAAGACAAUUCACAAUUUAAAGACCACCCCACGUUAAAUGACAGAUAUUUGCUAUUGUACCUUUUGGGAAGAGGAGGUUUUAGUGAAGUAUACAAGGCAUUUGACUUACAAGAACAGAGAUAUGUAGCAGUGAAAAUACAUCAGUUAAAUAAAACCUGGAGGGAGGAAAAGAAGGAGAAUUACCACAAACAUGCUUGCAGAGAAUAUAGGAUUCACAAGGAGUUGGAUCACCCCAGGAUAGUCCGACUCUACGAUUAUUUCUCGUUAGAUACAGACUCGUUUUGUACUGUGUUGGAGUACUGUGAAGGCAACGACUUAGAUUUUUACCUAAAACAACACAAGUUAAUGUCCGAAAAAGAAGGCCGCUCCAUCAUCAUGCAGGUAGUCAAUGCUCUGAAAUAUCUGAAUGAGAUCAAGCCCCCCAUCAUCCACUAUGACCUCAAGCCAGGUAACAUUCUGCUGGUGAAUGGGACAGCAUGUGGAGAAAUAAAAAUCACAGAUUUUGGAUUAUCUAAAAUCAUGGAUGAUGAUAGCUACAAUUCAGUGGAUGGAAUGGAACUCACGUCACAGGGAGCAGGCACAUAUUGGUAUUUGCCUCCUGAAUGCUUUGUGGUUGGAAAAGAGCCUCCUAAGAUAUCCAAUAAGGUCGAUGUUUGGUCUGUGGGAGUUAUAUUCUAUCAAUGUCUAUAUGGGCGCAAGCCAUUUGGUCACAACCAGUCCCAACAGGACAUUCUACAGGAAAACACGAUUUUGAAAGCCACAGAGGUGCAGUUCCCUCAGAAGCCAGUGAACAGUGCAGAAGCAAAGGCAUUUAUCCGCCGGUGUCUGGCAUAUCGUAAAGAGGACCGGAUAGAUGUUCAACAACUUGCCAGUGACCCAUACUUGAUGCCUCAUAUUAGGAAGUCAGUGUCCAGUACCAGUCCAGGUGUGGUCGCAUCAACGUCUGGAUCAUCAAAUAACAGCACCUCAAACUGAGCAUGCAGACUAUCCACAUGAUAGUAUGUUAAAGAAAAGGAGUACAGAAUCCGUGCUGGGGAUGAUUUGUACCAGGUGUUUUCUCCGUAUGAUUGUGGGGAGGAACAUCCUCACGGAUUCUCCUAAGAGAGAUGGACAGAGACUGUGUUGCUCCAGGCAGAAAGUAAGGACAUGAUGUCAGAGGCUAUGAAUUAUUGACCAUGACUGAUGGCUGCUAACGAAAAGGACAAUGAUGAGAAUCUGCAUCCUGCUCCCAUGUACCUUGACAGCAGCUCAGCCUUGAACUGAAAGGGCUUUGUGCUGGUAGAGAGUGAACAAGAUGGGAGUUCACUUUUUAAAUUGCCUUCCUCUACCCACUCCCAUCCCAUUCCCCACAUCCAUUCAUCAGCUGUCCAAUUCCCCAUUUCAAGUAAUACAAAUUGGGAAUGGGAACUUCAGGUUGAAAAUAAAUGACAGACCGGGGAUUGAAUUGUUUAAGUUUUUAAAACUGCCUGUUGGUGGCAGUGGUGUUCUUUGAGUUUGUUGUGAAUGCAACUCUAAUGGUCUUUUAAAGAAAAUCAGACCUUUUUCUCUUUCUCCCUUGCCCACUGCCUCCGUCUAAGCUCACUUCUCCACUUCUCAGCUGUGGUUUCUGAUACUUUUUCAAUGUUGCAUUUUCUUUCACUGUUUCUUGCUUGGGUCAAUAUGGAUUAGACAGACAACACUAAAACUUCGAUCAAUCUGCAGUACAAAAACUACUUUGCCACAUAGAUAUAUUUUUUUUUCAGUUUUAUUCGCCUUGGCAAAGAUUUUUUUAAAUAUCAGUCUUGUUCACCCCAUGCCCUUCUCCAGCUUUUGGUUACCUUUCUCUUGGAAGAUGCAUGUAAAUGUUAGUUACCAAUUUGGUGUAUUGAGUACAUGAGAGAAACACUUUGCAAUCAAGCAUCGGUUUACACCGGAAUUAUUUUUUUUGGGGGGGAAGCGUUAGAAUAUAACUGAAAAUAUUCAACUGAGGGAAAAGCAGAAGUCUGACUUUUGAAAAGUUGACUUCUAUUAUCUUUUUAAAUAGUAAGCCUUUCAGGGUUUGUUUGUUAAUGGUUCAAGAUGAGUGGAUUUUUUCAAUAAAAUGCCGAGUGGUCUAACUCUGGACAUGCUAGUUUAUUAAUUGGCAACAUCAUACCCCUUCCCAUUAAUGCAGUGACCAAUUCUUGAGCAGCCAAAGAACCAGUUAAGCUGAUAAUUACACAGCUCUGAGUCCGAGGUCAGAGCUGUGUGAAAUCCUACCAAACCCCAUCCUGGGGCAAUGGUUAAAAGCAGUUGGUCAGAUGUAUUGAAAGUCCCUGCCUCCUAGCCAUGAUAAGUCUGGCAAUACAUUUCCGAGUAUUCCACAAUAGCUGUUUUUCCUUCUUUUUUACUCUGAACUUGAGGAGUUAGAACCAAACGUGAAUCUCUGAUCAUGAAAAAUUUUAACUUGCAACUUAAAAGUAUAAUGUGACAAAGGCUACUCUCAAUGUUACAGCUUAGAGGGCAUGUGUUUGUCUUACUGUUUUGUGAUACCUGUUCUUUUAUUUGAAUAGUUUCUAAAUUUCAAAAAAAAUCGUUUUUAGCGGAGUAUACUUCAUUAAACUAUAAUCACAAUCAAGAUGUCCAUGUAAAAUAUACAACAAAAUACUGAAAGGGCAAAGGAGCCCAGGGUACAAACUUAGUGCCCCACCGAUUACCUAUACUCACAAUCCUUUUCACCAUUGAUCUUGGCUUGAAGACAUUUCAUUUUCCUCCAUUUAACAGCCAAAAAAAAAAUUGGGAUGGCAUGGUAGCGUAGCAGUUAGUAUAACAUUAUAGUGCCAGCGACCAGGGUUUAAUUCCACUGCUGUCUGUAAAGAGUUUGUACGUUCUCCCUGUGAUCCUGUGGGUUUCCUGCAGGUGCUCCGGUUUCCUCCCACAUUCCAGAAACAUAUGGGUUAGUAGGUUAAUUGGUUACAUGGGUGUCAUUGGGCUAGAAGAGCCUGUUAUUGUGCUGUAUUCCUUUAAAAAUAAAAUUAAACCUCCUAGACCUGAGUCCGGUAUAACCAAAAGCUAAGCUGACUAGCUUGUCACUGACCCUCUUAAAGUCCCCUUCAACUUAAUCAUGGAGAAGGGGAUCUAAGUUUCCAACUUGGGUCCUCCAAGACCUCCAUCCAGCAUCGUUGCAUAAAAAUUCCCAUUAUUAACACAGCACAAAGAAUGUUCAAAAAUAAACUCGCACUGCUUUGAUUUCAUCCAUCUUGAAGGUGUUUUGGGAGGCUGCAUUAAAAACAGGGAUUAAUAAAAAUGAGGGAUUACAAGCAUUGUAUAAAUAUCUAAUUUUUGAAUAGACUUUGAUUUUUUCCUUCAUAAAAUUUUGUGCCUACACUGAGCUUAUUAAUCCAGUGCUGCCCAGAAUGUCUGAUCCAAGUGCCGAUCUUUGCAUCUGAGUAUUUCUGCCCCUAUCUGGGUAGAGUGCAUAUGUUUGCAAAAUACACUAAAUCAUAAAUAAACAUUGUACAGCAGUGAAUAAAUUGUGCAUUUGUAUUGAAAAGUUGUGACUCUGGUUGUGGGAAGAGCUAUUCCACUCCCUCCCUCACCACUUCUUGUUCAUUUCCUUACUCACUCUCACACUCCUUUGCUUCAUCAUUCUCAACCUUAUCUCUAGCUCUUUUGUUGUGCCUACCCUUUCUAUAAUUUGCAAUUUGCUUGCAGUGUGCUGUUUGCCCCUCUUAAGUAAUGUUUAUCCCAUACUCCCACUAAAGCUUUGAAUAAAUUUGUGGUGCUUAUGGACUAACCAGUGGCAUCAAGCACAAGAUGUCUCCAUUGCCUGGUAUUAUUUUGUUCUUUCCCCUCCCAUUUCAAACCAAGCCUAUGGUAGAUCUGACCAAAAUGAUAAAGGAUUAAGACCUGUUUUGUGAUAUAGGAGCAGGGAAAGUGCAAAUUUUCAAGAACUUUGCAGAGCAGCCCAGUAGUUUGUGUGAAAGUAUUUCACAGCAAGCGAUACUUCCUCCCAUUGGAAGAACCCUGAAAAGAAAACAGAACAUUUAAUGUUGCAAGUGAUCAGAUAUUGGAACUGAUCAAUGCCAUUUAGGGAUUCAUCUCAUAGGCAGUUUUCUUCAGAAAUAGUAAGCAGUUGCUUGAAUAUCGAGAGCUCAUAUUCCCUGGAAAAUAAAGUUGAGAUAUAAGGGCAUCCUCUUGUCUUCAAGGCAAUUCUUGGAAUGGUAACCCUAACAGCUAUUGAAUUAUGGAAUUAUGUCUUUGUGUAGCCUGUGGAAUUAGAUUAGAUUAAUUUGGAUCAAUUAAUGAAAUAUGCUGCUAUUUCUGUGCCUCCUCUCCCCAAAAGUUCUAAUGGCACAGAACUUUUUUUAUCUCUCUAGAAAUUAGGAUAUUUUGUUGGUGCAAAAUCAAUAAUCCCAUAAUAUAAAGGAUAAGGAAAGCAAUUGGGAUUAAAGUGUUACCUACAGAUUGGCCGAGUAAAACAAAAUAGCAAAUGUUAUCAGUAAGUCUAAGCGCGCCUCAGAUUAAAGGCAGCAUUCUCGUGCACAAACAUUUUUUUAGGUCUGUGAAUGGAAUGGAACAUGCAAUCAGUUGUCGUGCAGAAACCUGCCCAAAGUUUGCAAUAAACUUCAAAAUAUUAUGAAUUAGUAGCACCUUAUGUGUGCUUUCUUAAAUUUGUCUUUUUUACUGUUCUGUUGAAAUGUUGUUGCAAGUUCUUGUAUUUCAGUGCCAGUGGUAUGCAAUUUAGUGAGCUAUUUUAAAUAUUUUAAAUAACUGAUUAAAUUAGUCAGGUUUCCUUUUCUAAAUAGUUGUAUGAGUUUACUUAGUACAGUAGAAAAUAGUAAAUGAAACUCAGAAUUGCAGAUGCUGCAAUAAAAGCAGAAAAUGCAGUGUUUUGUCAAUUGACUCCAGUAUUUUCUGCUUUUAUUUCUAGUAUCAAUGCACAUAUGGGGUAUGUUAUGGUUGGGAAUAUUAUUACUCUAAAGAAGAGGCUGUGGAAAACCAUAGUAAGUUGGGUACUAUGCAGCCAGAGGAACUAUUUUUACACAGAAAACAGAGUUUGCAGUUGACAGUGGUGUCUUGAUGAAACAGCAGCCUCUUCCCGGAGUAAUUCAUAAGUCAUCAAUCUGAUUCUCAUAGGGCUGCAUUUUAGUUUCUCGAGUUUAGUAGUAGUUCUGCCUAUUGAGAAAGGGGCAUUCUAGAAGCUUAUUAUAUACUGAUAUUUUGUCAAAAGACUAAGUGAAGGUGUGUUCCCUUGACUGCUUGUCUGAAGAUGAAGAGAGUGCAGCGCAAACUGGAAGAAGUGGUUACUUUAGCAUGUUGAUGACCUGCUUGGGUAAGUUUGCCUGAUGGCCGCUACAAUAGAUAACGCAGGUUUUGUCAGUAUGAGCAUUGGCAGUUGUCCUCCUUUCCAUUCAUCUGGUCUCACCUAUCACCUGCUCCAAAGGGGAGAGUUGCCUCUGCAGAGGUCUGACUGGAAGUAAUGUCUGUAUUAAACACUUGCAGUAUUUUUCUUGCUUUGAACAUUUGUGUCAACAUUUUAACCAAGCAAGUAACAGCUUUGAUCAUCAAUAUAGAUGGCAGUUAAUACGAGCAUCAGAAAUGGGGAAAAUGGCCCAAGUUCUGAAGUUGGGUUGGGGGAAAGGAGGGAACAAUUGAUGUUGUGAAAUAGCGUUAAAGAGUUGGGUGUCAUGUGCAGUCACUGAGAAAUCUGCAUGCAUAAUAAAUGCAGGUUAGUUAACUGUAUAGAAAUGUUCAUAGUUUGUUCGGUGAUCUUUGUCAGCUUUGGAGUUUAAUCAGAUAAAUCUUGCUCUGGGAGUGAUCAACAGAGCAGCAACUACCUUGCCAGCCCAGGUUAGGAUUAUUCAUAUUUUUUACCUUGGGUUGGAUUUUCCUUUCCAAACCCGCCCCAAAGUAUACAGGUAUGUAAUCCAUUCCAAGCCUUGAAAUCGCCGCUCACCUGAGCAUUGUAGGAAGUUGCUAUUUAGUAUUUUUCAGAUGAAUCCUUAAAAAGUGGCAUGCAGUUGCUGCAAUUCAGUUAUACAAAUCUUCAGGGAAAAAGAAGUGAUCUUGUACCUUUUUGAAUGUGCGUAAUGGAGUUUAUUUUCAAAGGGAGGAGAUCUCCGUGGUAACAACAGUUCUGUGUUUAUAUGCCAAUAAUAUUAAAAAUGUUAAAUGUUCUUUCGAUUCCUGACUUUUGUAGUGAAUUUCAUUGCAGCAUGAGAACUUCUUGGCAGGUUGGAAAAGUUGAUGCAUUUCAUAAACAGUUAUGGUAUUUGGAUUAGCUGUGCUCUGCAACAGCUCAUUGCAAAAAAAAACCUAAAUACACUGAGUUUUUGGUGGGUUUCAGUUUUUUUUCCCCCCUUGAAGUGUUUUUACAAAAAAAAAGAGGUGACCCAGUGUGCAUUUUGAUAAAUUAGUUUUUAGAGUCCCAUAGUUUUCCCAUGUCAGUUUAUGGGAAAACCUGUUUGGUUAAUUCCUUUACUGUGUGAGUUUGUUUUUCUAAUUGGAAUUUGUUUAUCCCAGUUGUACGUUGUAUACAAGCAAUCUUUGGACAAUUUCUCCCUUUCAUGUUGCUCCUCUCCCCCCCCCCCCCCCCCCCGGCCACUACAUCCGACAGCUAAAACACUCAGCAGCAUGCAUCACUCUGUGGCUGAGUGUCACUCUGUAAUUACACGUGCAGGAAUUUCAGUUUUAGUGUUCCUUUCAUUUUCUUUCAUUGCAGCUAAUUAAAACACUGUGAAUAACUCCUGGUUUGUAAACAUACAGACCAGCUUAUUUCUCCCUGUGGUUCCUCUUCCUAACAGUUCCUUUUGUUUUAAAGAAAUGUGUACAAAUGCCUCUAUUUAACUGUAUACUGUAGUGGUUUGACAUCUGAUUUCAACUGUGUGAGCCUCUCCUAGACAACAGCUUUAAUGUACAAAAGAAAUGGAAAAAAAUGAAGGGGUGAAGUUAAACCGGUACAGAUAUUUUCUUUUGAAUCAAAAGGAAGGUACCGUGGAGCCCCUGUGAGUAUGUGUCACUGUGAAAUACAUGCUUGGCUAAUAACCCAGUCUGUUGACAAGGGUUGCUGUGUAUAUUUCAAUAAAUUGUAUUGCUUUGUGCAGAUACCAAACUGCUAGAUGUCCAUUGAUAGCUGCUGAAAUGUAGAAAUUGUUCCUUUUAUUCAUCUGCUAAUAAAUUGAAUCUCA
Mobula hypostoma (lesser devil ray) is the source of this 8943-nucleotide messenger RNA. RefSeq names its product tousled-like kinase 2 (gene tlk2). Bases 689 to 2770 code for a protein of 693 amino acids. Gene Ontology annotation, molecular function: protein serine/threonine kinase activity; ATP binding. Lineage: Eukaryota; Metazoa; Chordata; Chondrichthyes; Myliobatiformes; Myliobatidae. The record is from RefSeq and is a predicted model, not a curated record. Gene Ontology annotation, cellular component: nucleus; perinuclear region of cytoplasm. Gene Ontology annotation, biological process: chromosome segregation; peptidyl-serine phosphorylation; intracellular signal transduction. The transcript has 21 exons.